This is a messenger RNA of Nannizzia gypsea CBS 118893, 2772 nucleotides long. Its product is annotated as nitrogen assimilation transcription factor nirA. NCBI's taxonomy places the organism in Eukaryota, Fungi, Ascomycota, Eurotiomycetes, Onygenales, Arthrodermataceae. The transcript has 5 exons. The record is from RefSeq and is a predicted model, not a curated record. Gene Ontology annotation, molecular function: DNA-binding transcription factor activity, RNA polymerase II-specific; zinc ion binding; DNA binding. Gene Ontology annotation, biological process: DNA-templated transcription; regulation of DNA-templated transcription. Bases 1 to 2772 code for a protein of 923 amino acids.
AUGGCGGAAGACGCUGCUGCGGAGGGGACGGCAGAGGCGUCGGCGCCGCAACCUCAGCAGCAACAGACAGCGAAGGCGAAGAGAGGGAAGGGCAAGGAGAAGGAGAAGAAGGAUAAAGACGACAAUACUCCUCCGGUCAAGAGACGGUGUGUGUCGACAGCAUGCAUUGCUUGCCGCAAGCGGAAGUCUAAGUGUGACGGAAACACUCCCAGCUGUGCCGCUUGCUCUUCGGUCUACCAUACUCCAUGUGUAUAUGAUCCAAAUUCGGACCACCGGCGCAAAGGAGUGUAUAAACAGGACAUAGACAACCUUAGGAACCGCAAUACCACUCUACAGACGUUGGUGCAAGCGAUCCUUACAUACGAUGAAGAUGAUGUCCCCGAUCUCGUGCGGCAGAUACGGGCUGCGGAAGACCUCGAAGUGGUUGCAGAAUCCAUAUUGAAACGACAAAAGCAGCUGGGGUCUGCAGCAAAUGAUAAUAAAACUGUGUCUACUGGAGCAGAGUCCCCCUUCAGUGACGUUCCCCAGUUUGAGUCUGAACUUAUCGGCAAGGUAAGUGAACUGAGGCUUGAUGGUGCCGUGAAAUAUGUAGGAGGGACAUCAAACUUGAUAUUCCUGCCUGAGCUCUCAGAAGACGAUGAACUAUACUCAGAAGCAGAAUCCUCUGUGGACCGGCCGGAUCAACAGGACUACAUCAGCUCUUGGACUACUGUAACGGAAAACAAGGAGCUUAUUCGGCACCUCCUUACCAUGUAUUUCACAUGGCAUUAUGCCUAUUUCACAACUUUGUCCAAGGAGCUGUUUUACCGUGAUUUCAUGUUGGGGCGUUCAAGCCAGUAUUGUUCUGCACUGCUUGUCAAUGCAAUGCUAGCACUAGGAUGUCAUUUCAGUGCCUGGCCAGCCUCUCGAGAGGACCCUAACGACUCAUCCACCUCUGGAGACCACUUUUUUAAGGAAGCAAAACGGCUGAUCCUAGACAACGAUGAACAUACGAAAGCAAAGCUAUGCACAGUACAAGCUCUUGCCAUUAUGUCAGUGAGAGAGGCUGGUUGUGGCCGAGAGGGCUCUGGAUGGGUUUACAGCGGAAUGAGCUUCCGUAUGGCCUAUGACCUUGGGUUAAAUGUGGAUUCAGCUGGUAUGGGCUCAUACAACCUUUCAGCGGAGGACAUUGAUGCUCGCAGAAUUACAUUCUGGGGCUGUUUCUUAUUUGAUAAGUGCUGGUCCAACUAUCUCGGACGCCAACCACAGUUGUCUGGGUCUCAUAUCACCGUUCCAAAGUUCGAUGUUUUCCCCAAGGAAGACUCAGAAAUCUGGUCACCAUAUACGGAUUCUGGCGUUUCAGAUGAUUAUAGCCAGCCUUCACGGACAAGGGCUGUAGCACUGCAAAUAUCCAAACUUUGCGAAAUCAGCAAUGACUUGCUAGCUGCAUUUUACAAUACGGCACCAUCAAAGCAAAUUGCUAAGCAAGAGGAACUGAGGCGGCUAACCCAACUUCACACCCGUUUGGAGGCAUGGCGUAAAGCACUACCACCAGAAAUGGAGCCCAAAGAUGGCCAAUUACCCCAAGUUCUUCUUAUGCACAUGUUCUUCCAAUUACUAUUCAUACAUCUUUACCGUCCGUUUUUGAAAUACACGAAGUCCACCUCCCCAUUACCAGCUCAUGUUUCUCCUAGGAAACUAUGCACCCAAGGAGCCUCUGUUAUCUCAAAGCUGUUACGCUUAUACAAGCGCACGUACGGAUUACGGCAGAUCUGCAACCUUGCAGUAUACAUCGCCCAUUCUGCAUGCACCAUUCAUCUCCUUAACCUUCCAGACAAGUCCGCCAAACGGGACAUUGCACAUGGACUCAAACACUUGGAAGAGAUUGCUGAAAGUUGGCUAUGUGCACGAAGAACUCUACGGAUCUUAGACCUACUAUCGAAGAGGUGGAAAGUCGAACUUCCAGAGGAAGCAGUAGCUGUCAUUGAGCGGUCUCGUGCCAGAUUCGGGUCCACCAGUUCUUGGGAACAAAUGCAGUCACCUUCAUCAUCAGGGGCAUCACCAAAACAACAUGACCGUAUUCACUUGCCAGAACAAGCAACGCAUGCCCCUACAUCUGAACCAGCCAAACCGUCAAAAAUGCCCGCAGUAGUGAAUGCUCAAACUACCUCCCGCACUCCCCUAUAUCCAACGCCAGUUCAGGUUCCUCAUCCAGACGAAGUUACUCAGCUUCCACCAUCUGUUUCUAGGGAGCAAUGCCGUGCAGAAGACGCAAUGCCCUCGAAAAGUAACGAAUCCCUAGCUAAGCAGAAGCUAUCAACAAUACCACAACCCCCGAUGAACUCUACCCCAACCCUUGGCGAUGAUCUCCCUAUGGCGCUCCCCCAAUCACCAACGUUUAUAGAUUCCGACAAGCUACUCCAAGCCAGCCAAAACUGGUGGCUGAAAGAUCAGAACGCCCUCGCUCUAGGUAUGGAUAACUGGUCUAGCAACUGGGGCACUCCAAAUGAAGGCCCUGGUAACACUAUGGAUUUUCCAACCUCAGCCAGCAACUCUGGCCCCUCAAUACAGGCCACUGAACCUUACACUAACCACGGCCAACAACCCAUGCAUAUUGAAGGCCUCCUCCCUACUGCGGCGGCUCUUGGUCUCUCUCGUCCAAUCACUUCUGCCGGAAACUUCAACACGGAAUUCCUCGCAGCUCAUAGUAACCCCACCCACCCGAAUAUCGCCAACUACAUGCCUCAACGAGGUGACGGGGAGUAUUCUGAGCAAGGCGACAUGUUCUACUAA